AUGCAGCAAACCUCGCAUCCACCGCAAUACUUACUGAGUGUUCCUUUCUAUGUGUACGAAGAGUUUGGUUGGAUCAAUGGAACGAUCGCCGAUUUACCGAUUGCCUCUGUCAUGCGGAAUCACAGCUUCAACGGAACAAAUCGCUUCAAACAUGGUGAUGAUUACUGGUUUCUCCAAGCAAGCUUGAAGCAUCCCAUGAGAACCCACAACAUCAACGAAGCGAAACUUUUCUUCGUUCCCAUUCUAUUGAAUCAGUUUGAUUACUAUUUUAAUAAGAAAAGACGGCGACUGUGUGUCAAUGAAAGGUGUAACAUGGAGCUACUUAACUAUACUUCCGAGCAGCUCUGUGCAUCAACGGCCUUUCAGCAAUAUCCCGAAAAGCAUGUGAUUGUUCGUUCGCACUUUCUCCCUGUGAGUGACGUAUGGGACGAAAACAAGAGGCAACGACCAGGGUAUGCGAAGUUCUUUUUAGAGAUGCUACCGAAAAUGAAUGCUGUGGUAUUUGAAGGGAUCGAUUUCCUCCAUGGUAUUUCUCGAAGGAAGGAACGGUACGAAUUGCCUUCCCGUUUCACCUUGCCCGCAUACAAAGUCGGAACUGCAUGUAAAAAUAGCCUUGGCUCGAAAAAAGAUCUAGAUGUGACGAUGGUUGGAGAGAUGCGAUUUCGGCACCGUCAAAAUCUGUGCUCCUGGCUGAAUCGUUCCUCUUCCAUUUCUAGCUACUGUGGCAAGGGAGACCGCUGCCCAGCGCUUGCACAGGCGAAGUUUGGUUUCCAUGUUGUUGGUGAUACUUUGGGGUCGCAGAGACUCAUGGACACAAUCCUUUGUGGGACCGUUCCCAUUUUCACCAACUUGGACCAGUUUAAGGUGCAAGGAACAUGGAUUGAUUGGAAACAAUUGUCGUAUUACCUUCCACUAAACCACAAACCAGAGCCUCGAAAGUCAAAGAAAUCAGUAGCUGAAGCCAAGGCAGUCGAGCAAGAGUUCAUAUCUGGUUUGGAAGCAAUUGUCAGUGAUCUAGAGGGGUAUCGGAGAAGGUACAAAGCUGUGCUGGAUCACAUCCCCUUUUUUGACAUGAGUACACUCUAUCCCUUUGACACCUUCAUGUAUCUCAUGCAAGCAAAUAUCUAUCCUGAGACAAGACAAUCACGAAGCCGGUGGAGCGCUAUGAUACUGCCACCUGUAUUAUACUCAAAGCCAAAACAGCAAAUUAGCUAG
Cylindrotheca closterium is the source of this 1215-nucleotide messenger RNA. Lineage: Eukaryota; Bacillariophyta; Bacillariophyceae; Bacillariales; Bacillariaceae. The record is from the annotation of a GenBank genome assembly.